UCUUGUCUGGACUUACACAAGCAGACAGCAGAAUGGAAGCUGCUGGUGACGUAAAGGAAACAAUUUCUGUAGUGCUGUAGAAUAAGCUAAUUAUAACCUGCUGGUUUGUUGCUCUUGAACACAGAGCAUCAAGAACUAACAGAUUUGCAAGUAGAGCUUACAAGCAUGGAUGUCAUCUUCAAGGAGGGGAAGCUGUACCUUCAGGGGGUUAAGUUUGGAAAGAAAACAUGGCGGAAAGUAUGGAUGGUGCUUUUUAAGCCCAGCUCUAUGGGAGUUGGUCGGUUGGAGUUCUCUACUCUAUUUGACAACAAUGCUGCUGCUGACCAGAGGAAGGUGGCUCGGCCAAAAACACCUGAAAGAAAAGUGGUGCGUCUAAGUGACUGCCUCAGUGUUGUACCUGCUCCAAAGGAGUCGUGUCCUUCUAGUUGCACUGCCUUCUACUUAAACACCACUCAGUGUACCUACACCCUGGCCUCCACGUCAAGCCAGGAAUGGCUCAGUGCCCUCUGCCUUCUGGCCUUUCAGAAGGAUCCUGGGGAGUCAGACAAAGGGGCUUUCGAGAGAGGAAAUAGCUUGAUGAUGGAGGACAAUGACCUUUACUCGUCUUGGAAAACCGAUCCGACUCUUCCUCCAAACCAGUACCAAGUGACUGUCCAGAGCACGGAGGCAUCCAGGAGAUGCAAGUUAUCUGGGGACUAUCUGGUCUGCACAGAUAAUGAAGCUGUGAUUUUGCUGGCCAUUGAUACUGGUCACACAUUGUAUCGCUGGCCGUACAGGCUCUUACGCAAAUUUGGACAGGUUGAGGGUGGAUUCAGCAUUGAAGCAGGCCGUCGCUGUGAGUCAGGAGAAGGAGUGUUCAUCUUCCUGUCCAGGCAUGGUCCCCAGAUCUUCCAAAAUAUAUCGAGGCAGUGCUCUGUGGAGAGUAGGUCCUCUCCCCAGCUCCCCAGCCUCCGCAGAAGAUCGUUAUCUGACCUGUCUCCUGUUAUCCUCCCAACCACAACCAGCUGUCCCGCUGGUGCCCCCGUCUACAGUCCUGCAGAGGAUGAGUUUGCCAACCACUACUCCACUAUUAAUGAUACCCCUGUACUAAAGGCGAAGCACCUAUCUCUUAUCCAAACUCAUCGGUCUAACAGCAGGGAGGCUGUGGGGGAGGAAAGUGUGGAUGAGGAUAAACUGUGUCAUUCCCUAGAGGCUGUAAACCUGGAUAAUGUCAUGGAGGACAACAUUUAUUACAACCUGAGGAGAGCCACGCCCCCUAUGACCAGACACGAUGAGUUCAAAACUACAGCGGACUCAGAGGUCAUCUAUGCGGCUGUGGUAACAAAUCCACAGCCUCCCCCCUGCACCCCUGCUCCCCAGACCCCACCCCGGCCCCGAUACCAGCGCCAGCCCCCUGUGAAUAACUACAUGCAGCCAGGGUACAAUGCACAGGCGCAGGCGGUGGAUGACAUGAAGGAGAUGGAAGAGGCCAUCAGCUCCUCUACCCAGUUUGCCCCCACAGAGGCCCCUGGCAGUUUUAAACACAGGCUGGCAGAAAUCAUUUCUAAGGACUUGGCAAAGUUCCAGCCACCUCUUCCCUCUGGAGCGGGCAGCCCCACAUUUUCUCAGUAGGCUAUUAGUUAACAGACAGACUAGGAGGAGCAAUUUUAACUGUGAUGGGCUGUCAUAAAGCACAAUUAGUUUCUUUAUUUCUUUGAAAUCCCCUCUGCUGGGAACAUUUGGCAUCAGAUUUUGGCUUGCAGAUGUUUGUAUGUUUCUGUCUGUAGCCUGUUGUAUGAAAACAAAGCAUCUGGAAUACAUUUUAUUCUGCAGAUUAUUUUUGCAAAAAGGGGGUUUUGUGGUAUUUUUCUUCACUGCUGAAAUGUAAGAGAAGCUACAGUAUGUGUUCUGCAGUAUCUUUAAUGUCACAUUGCUAUUAAGCUGAAGGAACACUUGACUUUUGGAUGAUCUCAUUAUAGAGAUAGCUUUGGAGACAUAAAUGGUUCCUUGUUAUAGGCAAAAAUUCUUAUGUACAGGGGGACACAUCCCUCCCAAUGUUUGCAUGUGCUCAAAAUUUGCCCUCCAAAUAAAUAUAACAAAUUACUGUGUUACUGUGUACUGUAGUUUUGCGGGUAGUUUGUCAAAGUGUGUUGCCUUAACCAAG
Molecule: messenger RNA, 2143 nt
Organism: Plectropomus leopardus (leopard coralgrouper)
Lineage: Eukaryota; Metazoa; Chordata; Actinopteri; Perciformes; Serranidae
Gene: dok3
Product: docking protein 3
Biological process (GO): cell surface receptor protein tyrosine kinase signaling pathway; positive regulation of MAPK cascade; Ras protein signal transduction
Cellular component (GO): cytoplasm
Source: RefSeq, a predicted model, not a curated record